AUGAGUUUUGUAGUUCGUCUUGUUGUGUGUCUCUUACUAACGCUUACGAUUACAUCUUCAGCCCGUAAUUCUGUCUCCGUUUCAGGGAUUGGGAACAUUGAAAUCGAAAGGAGGUCGUUGAUGGUGAACGUUGAGGAUUACGGUGACCCUUCUGCAAAUCCAAAACACAACCCCGGCGUUCCUCCGGCAACCACCGCCCACCCCGGCAAAGGCUGA
Messenger RNA from Microthlaspi erraticum, 216 nucleotides. The record is from the annotation of a GenBank genome assembly. Lineage: Eukaryota; Viridiplantae; Streptophyta; Magnoliopsida; Brassicales; Brassicaceae.